UGUUUAAAGAGGAACUGACGUAGAGAAACCGGAUGACGUUGUGACACGAUAGAAGCACUAGUCUUUUUGCCAAGGCUAGAUCCAACAGUAGCUUGGAAAUAUAUUUUCGCCUGUUUCGUUGUAACAUCAGACGUAUAUUGUAUAAAUGGAAUAGUUAGCUAACGGUUCCACGUCGUGGUUGAAGCCCAUGUUAACUUCAGAAGCGUGUUUGUUUGUUCUUUUUGGGUUAGUUUUGUAGCUUCGAAAUUAGCUUUCUAGCUGGCUAGAUAAGCAGGUAGCUGGCUAGCUGUAAAGAAUAAAGCUAGUUCACUAGGAAACUAGCUAACUACAAACAACGCCCUGUGUAGACAGGGCGCAGGUACGACUAGACAGUUACAAGAGAAGCCCAAUUCCUGGGCUCGAAACGGCAGGAAUACGAAGAAGAUUGUUGUGGUGCGCAGGGGGGGGACCUCUGCCCGAAAAAGAUAAGCAUGGACUUCGAAAAUGUCCUCUCAAUUGCUUCACAAAACCAGGGCCUCAACAGCGUAAGCCUAAAGAAGCGCUACAGCCUUCAGGCUGGCCCACCUAAGAAAGAUCCAAGAUCAAAGGGUGUCAACUCAGCUGCGAUCCAGGCUUUCUUGAAAAAGAGAGAGGUGGAGGAUAAAAAGAAAGAGCAAAAAAUGAAGAAGCAAAAAGAUGAGCUAUUGGCAAAAAGGGUGGAGCUGAAGUCUGACAGAAAGGCCCGGGCAAUGGCAUCCCGGACCAAGGACAACUUCAAGGGCUACAACGGCAUCCCAGUGGUUGAGCUGCCCAAAAAGAGAGGGAUGAAGGCUGAAGCAUCAGAAGACCACAGGGACACAGAUUAUGAGGACAACUAUGAGUACUCCCAGAGUGACUCAGACCCAGACCCAGACCCAGACCCAGAGCCAGAGCCAGAGAGGGUGCCCAGCAGGCCCCUCUCAAAGCCCUCCCAGAAGCCCCCCGCUGCAACCAAGCCUGCCCCACCACCCAUGAACUUUGCAGAACUCCUGAAGCUGGCGCAGAAGAAGCAGUUUGAGCCGGUGGAGCUGAAGCCCGUCAAGAAGAGUGAGGAGAGGCUGCGCACGGCGGAGGAGCUGAAGGAGCUAGAGAUGGAGCGUAGGGCCAGGCGACUGGAUCGCGGAGGAGAUGCCAGGCAGGAUCGGGGAGGAGACACGAGGCAGGAACGGGGAGGAGACGCCAAGCGGGAUCGGGGAGUAGAUGCCAAGCGAGACAGGGGAGUAGGAGAUGCCAGGCAGGACCGGGGAGGAGAAGGCAGGCAGGACCGAGGAGGAGACUGCAGGCAGGACCGGGGAGGAGAAGGCAGGCAGGACCGAGGAGGAGAAGGCAGGCGGGACCGGGGAGGAGAUGCUAAGGGGAUCCAGGGAGUAGAUGCCAGGCGGGACCGGGGAGGGGAUGCCAGGUGGGAGCAGGGAGGAGACAUCAGGCAGGAGUGGGGAGGAGAUGCCAGGCAGGACCGGGGAGGAGAUGCCAAGGGGAUCCGGGGAGGAGACGCCAGGCGGGACCGAGGAGGAGAUUCCAGGCAGGAGUGGGGGGGAGACAUCAGGCGGGAGCGAGGAGGAGAUGCCAGGCGGGAGCAGGGAGGAGACGCCAGGUGGGAGCGAGGAGGAGACGCCAGGCAGGACCGGAGGCCACAGGCUACCCCCAGCUCCUCCAAGAGGAGUGCACCCAUGCUCACAGCCAACAAGAUGGCUCAGAAUGGGAAACCGCACAAGAGCUCCUCAGAGAAGCCCCCUCUGACUGGGACCAGUAAGAAACCAAAGCCCCACGCCCCCGGGGAGAGGGAGAGGGAGAAGGUGAGGGAACGGCCGAAUGGCUCCUCCAAGCCAUCCUGCCCAGCCCGACCCAAACCUGUCUCCGGCAGCUCCAGCCCUUCAGGUGCCUUCUGCAGCAAAGCACCUAUGAAAGCCAGCACUCUGGCGACCGCCAAAAUGCCUGCACCCAGACCUGCGUUGAGCCAGAGACCGCCAAGCAGCACCAGCAGUGACCUUAUCCACAGGAAAGGGAACCCUCCUUCGCUACCUCCUGGGAAAUCGGCUGGGUCUGGGACCCGACCCAGCUCUACCCCUCACGGUUCCACCCCUGCCAGACCCCCCGGCAUGGCCAAGCUGAGCUCUGGCACCUCAGGGAGACCUGGGGGCUCUGUCCCCCCGCAGCCCAGGAAAGGGGAGCCGGCACGGCUGGGGAAAGGGCCCCCACCCCCAGCCAGGCCAAGCAGCAACGGACAGACCCGACCAGCCCCCUCCGGCCCUCCGAGACCCUCUGGCCAUCUCCAGCCCAGGCCUGGGGGGAGUUCCCAAAGUGGGGUCCGGCCCAUGCCCCAAGGGCCCGGUAGGCCAGGGGACAGCAGCAGCAACGGACAGACCCGACCAGCCCCCUCCGGCCCUCCGAGACCCUCUGGCCAUCUCCAGCCCAGGCCUGGGGGGAGUUCCCAAAGUGGGGUCCGGCCCAUGCCCCAAGGGCCCGGUAGGCCAGGGGACAGCAGCGCACAGGGGCGACCCAUCAGCAGCCUGGGCUCCGGGCCCGGGAGACCCAAGUGCACGGUGGUGUCCGAAACCAUCUCUUCCAAGAACUUUGUGCCAAAACCUGGAAUGGGACCAAGGAUUCCUCCAGGAUACAGACCCAUGAUGAGACCACCUGGCCCACCUCUCCCGCCAAUAACCUCCAGCUACAAGCGCAAGUAUGAGGACAUGGAGGAUGAGUACGACUCUGAAAUGGAGGAUUUCAUCGAUGACGAAGGGGAAGACCAAAGCGUAAUCUCCAAGCACAUCAGGGAAAUUUUCGGCUAUGACCGGACCAAAUUCAAAGAUGAAAGUGACUAUGCACUGAGGUUUAUGGAGAGCAGCUGGAGAGACCAGCAAAAAGAGGAGGCCAGGAGCCUGAAGUUGGCCGUGCUUGAGGACCUGGAAGAGGAGAAGCGGGAGGAAGAGGAACUGAAACAGCAAAGUGCCAAGAAGAGAAAAAACAGAUAGUGUUCAUCUGUUUGGUUACAAGAGAACUUUGUCCUUCACGCCAAGAGCAGGGGGGUGUGGACUAGGAGGCCGAGCCACUGCCCCAUGAAACGCUGCACAUUUUCCUCCCGUUCAUUUGUGUUUGAUAUCGAGGAGGAUGAGAGGACGUUUGGAACAGGGAAAACUGACGAAAUGAAAAAAGCAAGAGAAAGUGGAAGGAUUGGAACAGUUGGUAGGAAGGGAGAGCAGUGAGCUGACAACUCCUCUGUUACACUAUUUAUUUCCCCAGAAUAAGCAGGUUUUGCACUACUUUUGUCAUCAAUCAUUGAGCUGCACCCUAUUAAUGGAAGAAUAAUAUAAAAUCAUGUUCCUCAAAUGUUUUUUUUUCUGUCGAUAGAAAUCUUAGAUAUUUACUUUUUAGUUGCCCAAUCAGUGAACAGCAGCUAAUCUGUUUUUCAGUCAGAGUAUAGACAUAUGGCCCUCAGCCUUUGUGGUCUCCUUUUACUAAUGCUAAUAAUUUAAUUGCUUACAGGAGAAGACAUAAUGCCAUUUGUAAUGUAUUUUUCCCUUGUUUAAAAGAUUUGACAGAU
Messenger RNA from Anguilla rostrata (American eel), 3559 nucleotides. RefSeq names its product SPT2 chromatin protein domain containing 1 (gene spty2d1). Gene Ontology annotation, biological process: nucleosome assembly; transcription by RNA polymerase I. NCBI's taxonomy places the organism in Eukaryota, Metazoa, Chordata, Actinopteri, Anguilliformes, Anguillidae. The record is from RefSeq and is a predicted model, not a curated record. Gene Ontology annotation, molecular function: histone binding; DNA binding. Gene Ontology annotation, cellular component: nucleolus. The coding region runs from base 471 to 2990 and encodes 839 amino acids. The transcript has 6 exons.